This is a messenger RNA of Harmonia axyridis, 3690 nucleotides long. Its product is annotated as cilia- and flagella-associated protein 70-like. The record is from RefSeq and is a predicted model, not a curated record. Gene Ontology annotation, molecular function: protein binding. The transcript has 19 exons. The coding region runs from base 43 to 3507 and encodes 1154 amino acids. Gene Ontology annotation, biological process: cilium assembly; cilium movement. Gene Ontology annotation, cellular component: extracellular exosome; motile cilium. NCBI's taxonomy places the organism in Eukaryota, Metazoa, Arthropoda, Insecta, Coleoptera, Coccinellidae.
AUAUGGAAAUAUUUGACAAAAGACGCCAAAAAAGUAUACAAAAUGUCUAAGGAUAGAAAAAGUCGAACUAGUGCAUUGCCAAAUAAUGAUUUGAGUUCUCAGGAAGGUGAAUUGACUGAAAGAAUAAAAUUUGAAGAUGAAAUAAAAAAACCUCAAGAUAUUCAUGCUAUUGAAAUCAUUCUAGAUGUUAUAGAAAAUGUGAAAGCAUUUCACCAAGUAUGUUUUAUUCAUGUAAAAAGUGAAUAUAAUGGAAAGAUUAUCGACAUCUCAGAAAAGACACUCAUAAUUGAUGAAAAAGUCAAGUUAAAUUGGAGUUUUUACAUAGAUGUCGACGUUUUGAAAGAAAAAGAUUUAGAUGAUCUUGUAUCGAAGCCAGUCAUAUUUACAAUAUAUCAAACACCUGGAGAAUUCGAUAAUGAAUUUUUCAACCAGAUGCAACUUUUUGAGGAUAUGACUCAAGGUUCCAAAUCGUCUUUUGAUAGUGCAAUAAGUGUUUAUGAAGCAUUUACUGGAGAGAUUGUCGAAGAUAAGGAAUUAAUAAAGCAAACUAGACAGUCGAAUAAAAAUAAAGUUUUAUCAGAGGAAUCAAGCGUUGAAAAAAUUGCUUCAAAGGACGAUCUUACUAUUACUUCUCUGAAAGACAAAAAUAAAAACAAAAAGCCCGAUAAGUCAUCUAUGAAAGGGAAAAAGAAUGAAGAUUUAUCGUCUCCCUCUAAAACCUCACAGAGAUCAGAUGAAAAUUCUAUUGUGGUUGGUAUGGGCACUAUGGACAUGCUGCCUCUUAUCUUAGGUAACCAGAAAUUCAAUGCAUCUGUAGAUCUCAAGCCACUGGUUUCUUACGAUGACGAUCGGAUGGUAACAUUCAGAAAUAUACCGAAAAUGUGCGUCACUGUGCUCAUUGACAAACCAAUUGAAUUCGCCAAGGAUCCAACUAUUUUAAGUUUCACUGUGGAAAGCAUUUUCAAUGUACCACAAGUCAUGUCUUCAUCCGAUUUGGAAUGCAGAAUUUGCGCUUGGAUACCAUUCACUGAUAAUUUCGACAGAAAACAGAUCCUUGGCAAUUCAGUUUCUUUAUCAGAAAACGUUGAGUACCAAAUGAAAGCUUGGCCGAAUAUUCCAGCCAUUGGAGACAAUGUAAACACAACUAAAUAUAGAAUUCGUAAAGAAUUCGACAAUGUUAGAUAUAGCUCAAAUAAGAGUAUUACUUCAGUCAUCAAAACACAAGAACCCAAACUGGUAUACAAUUAUAUUAGAAGAAAUAUAAUGACAGAAUUAAACAAGACUGUGCUACACAAUUAUCUCCUGAGGUACAGAUCUAUUUUGUUGGAGAUUUUGUUAACUGAGAGGGAUGUGCUUCCUGUGUUAGAUGCAACUGCAGAUGAAAAUAUAAAGAGGUCUACUACUGGCAGUGGCAGGUUAGAUAUGAAGAAGAAGGGAAAAAACUCGGUUUUUCUUCACCUCAUGGCACUAGUAGACAUCUCAUCUCUGGUAUAUCCUGGCGUAACCAACACCAGAGUUGCCUGUCAAUUAUCAACUUAUCAUGAGAAGGAAGUACUAAAGGCAACUGGUAUACAAGACUCUUUCUUUAUACCUAAACCCAAAUCAAGCGAAAAUUUACGGCAAACCAGCGACAAGUCUAUAAAGAAGUUGGAAGCUGAAAAAGAAAAACCACCAAAGAAAAAAGGCGAUGUGUCGAACACAUCUAUUUCUACGAAAAAAGGUGGAAAUAAAACUGAUCGCACAGGAGAUGAUAAUGCGAGAAAUAUUCUUCCAUCACCUCCUCCGCCUGAAGAGGAAGAAGAACCAAGUAUGAAAGUUUUCAACGAGAACGGAGAUCCAACAAUUAUAAUUAUAGAAAUAGAAAUAGCCGAACCGUUGGUAAAAUCUAGACCUGCUGAAGACUUGAUCACAAAUUUGAAAGAACUGGUCCCUGUUAAACCUAAUCUCCCGAAAAUUGCACUCAGCAUCAAGGUUGUGGAAGAAAAUUUCAAACACGUUAUUCAGGAUAUGAGCAUGGACUUGAAUGAACAUUUCAACAAAUACACCCAGGAUAAGAAACAUUGUCAUUGUUCUACCCAGGCAGAUUUCCUGACUUAUCUACGUCGCAUUGGCGCAUAUCAAAAAUACAUAAUCACAUUGAGAAAAGCAAUAUCCGUAUUAAUCAGCAAGAAAUACGACGUCUUGGACUUCGACUUCCGCAGAAACAACAAGAAAGAUCAGGACCUCAUAGGGAAGUUCUUCGUUUAUCUCGUUUCCAAAAUGAACACGAUUUUGAACAAGCAGAGCUGCUCUCUUACCUCUCGAUUUAUAGAAGGAGAGUCUUCUACUGAUUCGACUCUUUUCUAUGCCAAAGAAGCUUGCGAAUUGAAGCAAUAUACUUCUGCUGAAAAAUAUUUCAUGGAGCGCCUUUGCCUCCAAGAAGACAAUCCGGAUGUGUGGUUUGACUAUGCACUUUUUCAAAUAGAGCUAGACAGUCCUGAAUUGGCAUUUGAAUAUUUGAAAGAGGCGCUGUCGAAGAAACUUGAUCACACAAAUAGCUUAGUUCUCUAUGGCAUUCUUCUAACUGAGAAGGGAAAGAUGUCUGAUGCUGAAACUUGUUUUAUGACCGUCCUUGUACAUCGUCCUAGAUGGGUUGAAGGAUGGGGUAUUCUAUUCUUGUUCUACCAAAAGAACAACAAUGCCGGUGGAAUGGCAUUCGCCGAAGAUAUGGCUAAGCAAUAUUUAAAUGAUCAAAGAACAGACCAAGAUUAUUUCAUGAAGAACGAGGAUUUGAUUUGGACAUCAGACAUUCUUCCCCAAACUGUAUUCUUCAAGACUGCCGUUGUACUUUUGAAGCUCCGAAUGUAUUAUUGGGUUGAAGAUGCCUUGGCAUUUGAGAUAGCUGCACACCCUGGAAAAGUUAAUUACUUAUUAGCUGUGAUAUGCUUCUUUCAAGAGAACUAUGACCACGCUUUGGAUCAUCUUAAAGAAGCUAAACUCAUUGAAGGAUGGAAUUAUGCCAUUGUAUCUCUUACUGGUCACUGCUUUGUUUGGAAGCAUAAAUACGAAGCUGCUCGUGAGGAGUUCUUCUAUGUUUUAGACAGUUUUGAUAGACCAGACGAUAUGCAUAUUUUGUACAUACAUACUGCCAAAGUACUGAGCAUAUUGGGAAAAGAACAGGAGGCAAGACAGAUCAUGCUAUUAGCAUGUAAGAGACAUCCAACGCCGUACACAUGGACUAUUGCAGGAACAUUUUAUUACAACGAAAAUGAUCUUCUCAGUGCAGAAGAGUGUUUUACAGAAGCCAAUAUCUGCAACAAUCGCAUCCCACAAGUUUGGGCAUUCCUUACUUUGAUCAAUUUGAAGCUUGACAGAGAAACUGAAGCUGAACUCUGUUAUCAACAAGCAAUGAAGAAUGAAUUGAAUGAUGCCAAACUUAUAGCUGCGAUAAGUCAAGAAAUGGCAAAUUUCCAUAAACGAAACUAUGACGGUCAAGCUCACUUCAACAUAGUUCAAGAAAUUGGUUGAUUUUGUUAAAAAUACUAUUAUUCAGAAUAAAUUUAUUCAUGUAAAUUAUCCAUUUAUAAUAUAUUUUAAGAAUCGUGACAUAAAAAUCCAACAAGAAUAAUUUAAACAUCUCACUAUAUAAAAAUGUAUACAUAUAUAAUAAUUUAUAUUAAAGCCAUAAUCAAAAAUAAAAUCAUAAUAAUA